This is a messenger RNA of Gossypium raimondii (Peruvian cotton), 2644 nucleotides long. Its product is annotated as quinolinate synthase, chloroplastic. The coding region runs from base 163 to 2346 and encodes 727 amino acids. The transcript is spliced from 7 exons. Gene Ontology annotation, cellular component: chloroplast. The record is from RefSeq and is a predicted model, not a curated record. Gene Ontology annotation, biological process: 'de novo' NAD+ biosynthetic process from L-aspartate. Gene Ontology annotation, molecular function: 4 iron, 4 sulfur cluster binding; quinolinate synthetase A activity. Lineage: Eukaryota; Viridiplantae; Streptophyta; Magnoliopsida; Malvales; Malvaceae.
UUAUAGGUUAAUUGGUGGCAGUGUCUGUUUCCUCUUCACCUUUUAACACACGGCUCUUCUUUCUCUGCCUUGCAUACCCGUCCAUCGCCAUUAACACACUUUUUCUCUUUCACCUUUACGCAUUUCAAGGUCUUCUCUUUGCUCUCUCUCUCUCUCUCAUCCAUGGAUUUCUCAUCUUCCAUGGCCAUUAAACCUUCUUCUUCGAGCUGUUCAUCGUUGUUUGCAAUCUCUCGAACCCAAAAUUCAAGACCCAAACCACUCCUUUUCAACUUUCAUGGAAUACCCAGAAACCAUCAAAACUCUUUCUUCAAGUCCCUUAAAUGCAUUCAAUCUCCUCCUCCUGGUUCUCUUCCUUCAAACCCCACUUCGUUUUCAUGCUCUGCUGUUACACUGUCACCGACCCAGACCUCCUAUCUCCCACCGCGGAAGCUUUCGACCCUCGUCGCCGAAUUUCAGUCCCUUCUAGAGCCUCUCGAUCGAGUCAAGCGUCUCCUUCACUACGCUUCUCUUCUCCCUCCUCUCCCGGCUUCAUCCCGGACUGAUUCGAACCGGGUUAUGGGCUGUACAGCCCGAGUUUGGCUCGACGCCCAGAUGGACUCCGAAGGGAACAUCAGAUUCUGGGCCGACAGUGAUUCCGAGAUUACCAAAGGGUUCUGUGCUUGCUUGGUUUCGGUUCUUGAUGGGGCGGGGCCGGAAGAAGUGUUGCAGUUGAAAACAGAGGAUUUAGCGGCGCUUAACGUCGGACUCCCCGGUGGUGAAAGGUCUCGUGUUAACACUUGGCAUAAUGUUUUAAUUAGUAUGCAGAAACGAACCAGGGCUUUGGUUGCUCAAAAGGAAAGAAAGACGCCAUUUGAGCCAUUUCCAUCAUUAGUGAUCACUGCUGAAGGUAUUCAGCCAAAGGGAACCUAUGCCGAGGCUCAGGCAAGGUAUUUAUCCCCUGACAAGUUAAAGGUGAAAGAACUUGUCCAUGUUCUUAAAGAGAAGCAAAUUGGUGUGGUUGCUCAUUUUUAUAUGGACCCUGAAGUGCAAGGCAUCUUAACUGCAGCUCAGAAAGAAUGGCCUCACAUUCAUAUAUCUGACUCAUUGGUGAUGGCUGAUUCAGCUGUUAAGAUGGUAAAAUCUGGAUGUAAAUUCAUCACUGUUUUGGGUGUUGAUUUUAUGUCAGAAAAUGUUCGGGCAAUUCUUGAUCAAGCUGGCUUUGGAGAGGUUGGUGUUUACAGGAUGUCAAAUGAACGCAUUGGUUGUUCUUUGGCUGAUGCUGCCGCUACUCCUGAUUAUAUGAACUAUCUUGAGUCAGCUUCUAACUCGCUUCCUUCCUUGCAUGUUGUUUACAUUAAUACGUCGCUAGAAACAAAAGCUUAUUCUCACGAGCUUGUACCUACAAUCACUUGUACUUCUUCAAAUGUUGUCCCAACCAUUCUCCAGGCUUUUGCUCAAGUUCCAGACUUAAAUAUAUGGUAUGGACCUGAUUCCUACAUGGGUGCCAAUAUUAAAGAAUUGUUCCAGCAGAUGACUUUGAUGUCCGAUGAGGAAAUUGCUGAAAUUCACCCAAAACAUAACAGAGACUCUAUUAAAUCAUUGCUACCUCGCCUGCACUAUUAUGAGAAUGGAGCAUGUAUUGUGCAUCAUCUUUUUGGGCAUGAAGUUGUAGAGAGGAUAAACGAAAUGUACUGUGAUGCAUUUCUCACAGCACAUUUUGAGGUUCCCGGAGAAAUGUUCUCAUUGGCAAUGGAAGCCAAGAGAAGAGGAAUGGGUGUCGUAGGCUCGACUCAAAACAUUUUGGAUUUCAUAAAACAAAGGGUUCAGGAAGCACUAGACAGAAACGUUGAUGACCACCUCCAAUUUGUCUUGGGUACAGAAUCGGGAAUGGUGACUUCAAUAGUUGCUGCAGUUCGCAGUUUGUUAGAUUCUUCAAACUCGACUUCUAGCACAAAAAUCAACGUUGAAAUUGUGUUUCCGGUCUCGUCAGACUCUAUGACAAAAACAUCUACAAGUGCAUCACCUGCACUUAUAUCAGUUAAAGCUGGUGAUGAUGUUAUACUCCCUGUUGUACCCGGAGUUGCAAGCGGUGAAGGAUGCUCUAUUCAUGGUGGCUGUGCAUCUUGUCCUUACAUGAAGAUGAACUCUCUUAGCUCGCUCUUAAACGUUUGCCACCAUUUGCCUGAUGAAAGAAACAACCUUAAAGCAUACGAAACCGAACGAUUCAAGUCGCAAACCCCACAAGGAAAAUCUAUUGCAGAUGUUGGAUGUCAGCCUAUACUGCAUAUGAGACACUUUCAGGCAAAGAAAGAACUGUCAGAGGAACUUGUCUACCAGGUUCUUGGUUCACACGGUAAUGGGAAAUAGGUGUAGCUAACCUGAGCUGGUAAAUGAACUGUAACCGGGUUUUGAUUAGGGAUAUUGAAUCCACCUGAGGUUCACAACAAAGUUUUAACGUACAACUUCAGUGAUAGAUUCUUUACUUCAUUAGCCGAAGUUGCUUAAAAUAAGAUUGAAGUGUUGAGCUCAGUGCUAGCUUUUACCGGUAAUUAAAUGGAUUCAAUCCUGAAUUAUUUUAUAGAGAUUGUAUCCCUGUUAGUUGACAGGGAAGAAAUCAUCUUCAAGACCAAUUCUUAUAAAAAUAACUUAUACCCUUACAGUUAAA